AUGGCUGGGCAGCAAGCCGACCUGCGGCCCGAGGCCCGUUACGCCAAGGGCACAGAAGUGCUUGAACUGCACGGCGCCGUGCCAUACGAAGCCAAGGUCUCCAAUGUCAAGUGGAGCACAACGCAAGGCUGCUGGCUUUACACCCUCUCCUACCGCGGCUUCAACAAGCGGUAUGAACCUUUCCCAGAUGCCUCGCACUGUCGCAGUCCCCAUGCCCUCUGCAUGCCACUCACGUCGAUGCUCGGGGCUCAACCAUACAGCUAUAACAAGGAACGACGUGAAGAUGAAUUUUACGAAGCCACGCCGGAAGCCAAGGCUGAAGCCAAGCACAUUCGGGAUGGCGCCAUGGCCGAGGAAAAGCGACGCAAGGAAGCUCGCAAGCUCGCCCGUAAAGCUGGCAAAAAGAAACGAACUCCAAACGCCACCCCAACCCUUGGCCACCGGCCCAAUGCCUCACGACGUGGCACCGCAUCAACACCUCAAGGGUCGCCCACCGUGACGCCAUUCACCCAAUCCGCAACCAAAUCUGGCCGUGCUUCAGCCACAGACGUCGUCAGCGCCACAGACCUCGGCAAAGUGUACGCCCGCCCAUCCCGCUUGAUUGAUGCCCACAUCCACCAGCACCUCCAAAACUGUUAUCAUGCCAUUAUGACAGAACACAAGCUUCACCCGCUGCCUCGGCCCAAGCCAUUGGCAGCCAUCUGCGCCGACUUUCUCGCACGCCCUGGCAAUCGCCGGCCUGAAAAUAUCAAAGCCGAAGAGACAAUGUGCACAAGCAUGCAGGCUUUGUUCAAUGCCACCCUUGGGCUGCGUCUAACCACCACCGCCGAACGGGUGCAGCUCAAGGCCUUGGAGCGUCUGCUGGAGUUUAUCAACAAGAAUAAGGUGGAAUUUUUUCCCGAUGAUCUUGAGAAUGCAGCGCCCGACUACCUGCGCCUCUGUGCCUUUGCUGGCAUGUAG
Molecule: messenger RNA, 960 nt
Organism: Monosiga brevicollis MX1
Lineage: Eukaryota; Choanoflagellata; Craspedida; Salpingoecidae
Exons: 6
Coding region: 1-960 (319 amino acids)
Biological process (GO): chromatin organization; regulation of DNA-templated transcription
Cellular component (GO): NuA4 histone acetyltransferase complex; nucleus
Source: RefSeq, a predicted model, not a curated record